Camelina sativa (false flax) is the source of this 1098-nucleotide messenger RNA. RefSeq lists its product as uncharacterized. NCBI's taxonomy places the organism in Eukaryota, Viridiplantae, Streptophyta, Magnoliopsida, Brassicales, Brassicaceae. The record is from RefSeq and is a predicted model, not a curated record. Gene Ontology annotation, molecular function: protein binding.
CAGGUUAGAUAAGUCAGAAUUGGGCCAGUUUAAGAAGGCCCAAUCUUGUAAGCGUUAUGGGUCCAACAAAUUUUGCUCAUAAUUCUCGGCCGCUCGCAUCUCCGGAGUCUUUGCCGCUUGCUUCACCGUGUCUCGAGACGACAUGGUGGUGGUGCCAUAACGGACGGUGUUUCUCUCGAAGUUAGAAUCGGCUUUGAUUUUGUAAUUGGAGAAGAUAAAAGGAGUGAGAAGGAAUGUUUACAAAUAAGGAAAGACAAGAAGAACGUAUUGGCAAAAAUGGAACACCAAGGCUUCAAUUUCUACAGGAGCUUGUGAGUCAGUUUCAGAAUGCAACUGAUCAAGAAACAAAGGAGAGAAUUGUAGCAAACUUGGGGAAUUUCGCAUAUGACCCUUACAACUACACUAUUUUACGUCAGCUAAAUGUAUUGGAACUAUUCAUAGACUGUCUGACAGAGCCAAAUGAAAAGCUUGUGGAAUUUGGAAUAGGAGGAUUAUGCAACGCAUGUGCUGACCCAAAAAAUGUUGCUACAAUUGUCGAGGCUGAUGGAAUUCCUCUUAUAAUCAAAUGUUUAUCAAGUCCUGUACGGAACACUGUGAAUUAUGCAAUUGGGGUUUUGUAUUACAUGUGCGACUAUAACAGAGCAACAAGAGAGGAGAUUUUGAGAGCGGAAGUGGUGGAUCUCAUAGAGAGGUACGCAGCUGCUGAUUCAGUCAGUGUAAGCUUUAGUAACUUGGCUAAGGCGUUUCUUGACAAGCAUGCUCAUGCAUACACAUGAGAUUCUUGAAUAUUAUCUUUUCACGAUGAAGUAGUUGGAUUCAGUUUAGAAGUACCAAAGAUGGUGAUUUCGCCAGUUUGGGCCAAAAACGCAAACGGUGGGAUGAAUGUUUUGAGGAUUGGGAAAGUGUUUAGUUGCGUCUAGUGGGAAUGUAGUUGAGUAAUGAAAAUGUUAAAUUAAUGAAUUGGAGAGACAUUUUUCAUACACCAAUGAAAACGUUUUUUGUAUAUUCAAUGUGUCAACAUUUAUCACUUAUGGCUGUGUACUAGUUUCAUAGGCCUCAAUUAUUUUUUAAUAACAUCAAACUUUUUCAGCUUUUAAA